AUGGGCAUAAAAGGAGAUCUCGGAGUUCCGGGUGUCCCUGGUCCCACGGGACCUAGAGGCCCGCCAGGUGAGAAAGGCGAAAGAGGUGAGCCGGGCCAGUCCAUCUCGGCUCCAUCUCUGCUGCAGCGUCCUGUUGAAACCACAGUCAAUGAAAGUCAGACAGCCAUCUUAAAAUGCACAACAGACGGUAAUCCAACUCCACUUGUCACGUGGUCUAAGGUGAAUUCAUCACUUCCUGAGGGACGUCACGUGGUAGAGUCCAGUGGUGCUCUGAUUUUAAAGAACUUUAUACCUGGCGACGAGGGCUUGUACAACUGUCGAGCUGAGAAUUUGCUGGGAUGCGUCAACCAUUCAGCAAAAGUGAUUGUUCAGUGUGAGCAGCCUAAUCUGAUUUGUCACUAUUAUUCGUUUGCGAGCAGGUGAUAAGGCAGUCAGUUGACGAAGCAAAACCAUUCUUUUUUUUGCAGAAUUUGCAUGAAAAAAGAGUUUAGUUCCCAGCGGAGGAAAACACUUUUGAGAUUUCUUAUUGUCAACCAACAUGGUCGCCGUGACGUGAGCUUUAAACCAGCAAUUUUAAACAUCAAGGCUUUUCCUUAGGUAGAAACUCUAUGAAUCUUCAGUGGGUAUCGGGUAAUUCAAAAUUUGUUUAAAGGUACAAAAACGUUUCAUUUAGCUGGAGCGUUCAAGAGCUGAAUAUCUAGAAUUUGUGUAGUAUAUUUACCAGUGGCCUGGGCCCGGUUGCAUAAAACCUGUACUUAAGUGCUCACUUAAGUAGUUCACUUACGAAUCUGUUAUGGGUACACUUACGGGUGUUGCAAGGAACACACUUACCACUCUCUUAAGUUUCUGUUUUACGUGGUAACUUACGGGCUCAAGUAACUUUGUUAUAGUACUUUUAAUUAUUAAUUUGACUCACUCUUUUUUUAAAUUAAGUUAACCAUCGGUGAGUGUAAAGAAAGUUAAAAGUCGUUUCGAACAUUUUUAAGCCUCUCAAAAAAUGAAAUUUGCAUGCAAACGUUAUUUUUCUUCAAUAUCUACUGAAAAGGAUAGUUCGUCUUCUUUUUUCACGAAAGUGUACAUCAGAGGUUUUCAAAGCGUAUUAGAACGAAUUACGUGAAGAAAAAUACUUUUUUUCACUUCUCAGUAAAAGAUCUCGUUAAAUUUAGUAAAAACAGUAACGAUACUGGACCCACAUAAGUGCCGUAAAUUUACGUGCUAUUUUUCCCGUAAAAAAAGUUUUAUGCAACACCCGCAAUUUCUGUUGCAUAAACGACACUUAAGUGAACAAUUACGAAAAUCGUAAGUGCGACCACUUGAGUGAAUUCCCUAAGUGGACCACUUAAGUGAUUUCAUGCAACUGACUUAAGUUACGAGUGCACGUACAUGUACCCGUAGUUGUUACGGACGUUUUAUGCAACCGGGCCCUGGGUUUUGAGUCUGAAUGUAGUCUGUCAAAAUCCAAUUUUAGUUUUAUCGUGCUGGAACAGAACCCAGCAAUGAGGCAUAGCAGUUAUGUUUUCUUCAAAAUUUCAAGUACACCACAGCUUUGAUUUAAGAAUUGAUGAUUUUUCCUCGGAAAGCUUUCUUUUCUUUUUUCACGAUUACUUUUCGUUUGUCUUUUUUUGGGCAAUUUAGGUUUCUGGGAAACUGCCCACCUACCCCUCCCCUAAGCCAUUAUUUUACCCAAAGUAACAAUUAAGUCUUAAUGUUAGCUUAGGGGAGGGGUAGGUGGGCAGUUUCCCAGAUACUUAAAUUGAUCCUUUUUUUCUUUUUUUUUAUCCAGUUCAUCCUCAAUUACGUUUGUCACCUAGCCGACUAAUGGCGGAAGAGGGGCAAAAUGUGACAAUCUUCUCCAUUGCUUCUGGUCAACCACAACCCAAGGUCACGUGGUCAAAGGCCGUUGAGAGUUUGACAAAGAAAGAACCUCCGUGGUAAAAGGAGCUUUGACAAUCUGCAAAGUGACGAAGAGCGACGGUGGAACAUAUGUGUGCAGAGCACAAAAUAUUCUGGGAUCAGUAUCUGUCGCGGCUCAACUAAUGAUAUUCUCCCCUUUGCGCUUUAGAAUCCGACCUCCUCAAGUGGUGACAAGAAUGGAAUCGGCGUAACAGUCAUCAGUCACGACAGUGAGAGCAGGACAUAUGUGCCUAGUCAGAACCGUCUUCGUGAUAUUCACUAUACAGGAGCGAGUCUGUCUCAGUUGGCCGGUCUCACCAGUGUCUCCUUACACUGUGAGCAGUUUAUUAAGUACGAGUGUUAUGACUCGGGUUUAUACUUUCGCAAUCCAACUUCAUGGUGGGUGUCACGUGAUUCUGCUAAGAUGACGUACUGGGGUGGAGCAUGGCCUGGUAGUGGCAAGUGCGCAUGCGGGAUGACCAACUCAUGCGCAGACUCCAGGUUUGGCUGUAACUGUGAUAAGGAUGACUAUGUAUGGCGUGAAGACAGCGGUUUGCUCACUGACAAGACAACUCUUCCAGUAAUACAGCUCUAUAUCGGUGAUGUCGGUGGGCCCAAAGAAAAAGGCUACUAA
Messenger RNA from Porites evermanni, 2527 nucleotides. NCBI's taxonomy places the organism in Eukaryota, Metazoa, Cnidaria, Anthozoa, Scleractinia, Poritidae. The record is from the annotation of a GenBank genome assembly.